This is a messenger RNA of Pseudophryne corroboree (corroboree frog), 1298 nucleotides long. RefSeq names its product histone H2B 1.1-like. The transcript has a single exon. The record is from RefSeq and is a predicted model, not a curated record. NCBI's taxonomy places the organism in Eukaryota, Metazoa, Chordata, Amphibia, Anura, Myobatrachidae. Gene Ontology annotation, molecular function: DNA binding; protein heterodimerization activity; structural constituent of chromatin. Bases 22 to 402 code for a protein of 126 amino acids. Gene Ontology annotation, cellular component: nucleosome.
GUGCCGAAAAGAUCCUCUAGAAUGCCUGAUCCAGCAAAGUCUGCCCCAGCGCCUAAGAAAGGCUCUAAGAAAGCGGUGACCAAGACCCAGAAGAAGGAUGGGAAGAAGCGUAGGAAGAGCAGGAAGGAGAGUUACGCCAUUUACGUCUACAAGGUGCUGAAGCAGGUGCACCCUGACACCGGCAUCUCCUCCAAGGCUAUGGGCAUCAUGAACUCCUUUGUCAAUGACAUCUUUGAGCGCAUUGCCGGAGAAGCUUCCCGCCUGGCUCACUACAACAAGCGCUCGACCAUCACCUCCCGGGAGAUCCAGACCGCCGUACGCCUGCUGCUGCCGGGAGAGCUGGCCAAGCACGCCGUGUCCGAGGGCACCAAGGCCGUCACCAAGUACACCAGCGCCAAGUAAUCACCCCCUUCUCUAACCCGCAUCAACACAAAGGCUCUUCUAAGAGCCACCCACCUCCUCUAAUCGGGCUGUGACUAUCAUGGUUAUUAUAUGUGCUGCUUGCAAAUCUGUCUUAUGUAUUUCAGUUCCUGAUGUAGAUCGGUCAUAUAUAGUCAUCAUAUUACAGAUGUCAGCAUUAGUGCUUACAUAAAGCAAUCCAUAGAGCAGUGACUACCCGUGUAGCUGCUGCAGAAACUAGAGAAUUAUUGUAUCUUAUUCCAAUGUUACAAAGUAUCAGUAGAUUGUAGCAAUUGGUCCCGUUGUUCGUAUCACUUUGACUCCUAUAAACACAGUUGUUAAAAGGUUGUUUGUCUUUCAAGAUGCCCUGUGUAGAAUGCUAUUGUUACUGUAUCACUGCACGUGUAACACCGGGAUCCAAUCUCCGGUGUCACUGCAGGUAUAUUGCACCGAAUCCAUUAUAAGACAUCAGGUUCCGUUUAGCUGCAUUUAAUGAAAGGAGAUCUUUAUGAUCGCACAAUACAAUGCUGGCUUAGGCACACAUGCCAGCCGUGCUCCCUAUAGUAACAGAGAUACAGGGGUGGCUGAGCAGCAGUGUUCCGGAGCGGGAUUGGCUGAGUGCAGUAUCAGCGGCGCUCAUUAUUACAGGGAGAAGAGAGACUGAAGCGCAGAGCUGACACUCAGACCGAGCUGUGGAUUCUUUUACAGCAGUCGUUAUAGUAACCAGAGAGAAGUUGUGUGCCAUUGCGUUGCAUUUAUAUUUUGCCGCCGAUAUCAGGUCGACUCAUUUAUCCAUUUUGAAAAUUCAUCUUCCAAUCCCAAAGAGGUUGUGCAGGUCAUUUGUUAGUAUAUACUUAUUAUUUAUGUGAACAAUAUAUAUAAAAGGAUAAUAAAACAGA